This is a messenger RNA of Prorocentrum cordatum, 3401 nucleotides long. NCBI's taxonomy places the organism in Eukaryota, Dinophyceae, Prorocentrales, Prorocentraceae. The record is from the annotation of a GenBank genome assembly.
AGCCAUUUUUUGGCUCAAGCCGUUUUUAUCGAGCUCCUGCAGCUCAAGCAGGCAGGCCUUCGGGGGGGAGGCAGAUCGUCUGGGGACUCCCGGACGAAGACAGUCAGCAGAGUCGUAUAAAGAUGGCGGCCGUGGAAGCCAAGUGGGAUGUGAAGCAGAUGGAGUCCGGAGAUAAGGCGUGGUCGCAGCGGACUGGCCCAGAGAAGGUCCUCUUCGUGAUCAUCCAGGUGCUGAAGGUGGUGAUGGCGGUGGGGCUUCUCUACAUCUUCCUCAUCUCCCUGAGCAUGAUGGGCAACGCGUUCAAGGUCAUCGGAGGCCCCACCGCCGGGAAAGUCUUCCGGAACAACGCCAUCUUCGACAACCCGUUCGCGGGCUGCUCCCUCGGGAUCCUGGCGACGGUGCUAGUGCAGUCCUCGUCGACCAGCACCUCCAUCAUCAUCACGAUGACUGCGGCAGGCCUGAUCGAUCCCAAGAACGCCAUUUACAUGAUCAUGGGGGCGAACAUCGGCACAUCUGUCACCAAUACAAUCGUCAGCAUGUCCCACAUGGGCGACGUUGACCAGUACCGCCGGGCGUUCGCGGGCGCAACGGUGCACGACUGCUUCAAUCUGUUGACAGUGACCAUCCUGCUCCCGCUCGAAUACUUCACUCACAUGCUCUACCACAUCGGCAGCGCCCUCGUCGAGUCCGCCGGCAUCGAGGAGGACCAGGAAAAGCAGGAGAAGGUCGACUUCAUCAAGAAGCUCACGAAGCCGGUCACCUCUCGCCUGAUCUCUGUGGACAAGAAGUUGGUGACCAAGGUCGCGCAGGCAGACGACCAGGAGACGCUGGACGGCCUGCUGGCACAGUCGAUCAUCCAGAACAAACGUACCCUUGACAACCAUAUGUUCCUGGACACCCCCCUGAGCGACGAGAGGCCUGGGUGGCUGCUGCUGGUCAUCUCCCUGGUGAUGCUGUCCACCACGCUUAUCCUCCUGGUCAAACUGCUGCAGACGAUCUUCCGGGGCCGCGCCGCUAUUUGGAUGCAAGGGCUGCUGAAUUUGGAGUUCAAGACGGUGCCCUUUGUGGCCGACUACAUCCUCAUCCUCUUCGGUGUGGGCAUCACCAUCCUCAACGGGAGCAAUCUCGACAAGAUGUUCCCGUUCACCGUCCGUCGCGAACGUGGGCACCACUCGUCACGUGGCAUGCUGUCUUCGCUGUGCGGCUCGAACGUCGCGACGCUGACGGUUGCGUUUGCGCACCUGUGUCUUCACCUCAUCGGGAGGCUCAUUUGUUCCCGAUCCCUGCUGCGCGCCGUGCGCUCACAUGCCACUGCAUUGGGUAUCGUGGGCCGGCCGACGCUGCGCUGGUUUCCCUGUCGCCAGUACACUCGUCGUCGUCUUCGAUCAUUCCCGGCCCUGCUCCUGGGGCUGUCCCUGAUGCAUUGGGCGGCGCUCGUGUUCGUGGGCCUUCCGAUCCUGCUCCUGCUGAUCGCUGGGUCUUGCGUCUUCGGCAUGCGCGCCUACCACCCGGAGCGGCUGCCUGCGGUGCUCAAGAAGGACUUCUCGUUCAUGCCGCCCAGCAUGAAGAUGGCCACCGCGGACGGCGAGGGUCAGUCCGCCGCGGUGGAGGAGUCGAACAUCGGCAGUACCGACAUCGGUGGCGCGAGGCAGUGGUGGCUGGCGCCCUGUGCCUACGGGCUCGGCUGGUACUCGAUCCUGGUGAAGUUGAUCUUAGGUUGUCCGACAUGUCCUCACGCGUCCUUCGACUCCCGGGACCACGUCGGCAUCGGCGCCUGGAGCGCAUGCUCCGCCAUGUUCGCGGAGGAGGUGGGCUGGGCCCCGAGCCCUCUCACGGGCGCGGACCUCGAUGCGCACCUCGCGACGUGCAUGGCUGACCUCAGCUCCGCCUGCGCCGACCAGAGCGACUUCUCCACCGUCCUGGGCGCCAACACCGUCUAUGAGGAGUCGUGGCAGGGGUGCACGGACGCCACGACGGGUGACUGGCUGAGUGAGUGCGAGGCGCUGACUGGGUGUGGCGACCUGCAUGCGACGCAGUGCGCCAACGUGUCCGCCGCGGUCACCCGAACGUACAGCAUCGACUACAGCCAGUCUGGCACCAAGUGGGCCGCGGCCCCAGCGUCGUCCUGCAGCGCGGACGCCUUGCCGAAGGCCUGCUGCAUCCCGCUCGGCGACCUCUGCACGGACGUCGGCGGCCUGACGGCCGCGGGCGGCCUGAGCGUUGCCGGGAUCGUCUUCUCCCUUUUGGGGAUGGCGGCGAUGCUCGCGUACCUCGCCAGGGGGGACAAGCGGGACAUGCGCAAGGUACUCUGGGGCACCGCCGCCGCCUUCGGCGUGGCCUGGGUCCUCCUGCUCGCUGCGUGGACUAUCGGCCUGAGCGCGCUGGGGCAGGAGACGACGUGCUGGGUCCAGGACGACCAGAACGACGGCAUCGUGGCGGCCAAGGGCAAGCUCGGGGACAUCGGGAACGGCGUCGGCUACGGGCUCGGCUACAUCAUCGGGGGCUGGGUCCUGCUCAACCCGAUCCUCGCGAUCACGGCGCUCCGCAUCGUGGCCGACGUGAAGGCCGGCCCCCCGCAGAAGGAAGAGGCGAGCGAGGACGAUGCGGCCAAGGUCUCGACCAUCUGAGCACGUGACGGCGCGGAUGAUCCGUCGUGUGAUCCCGCCUCCACCAGCCCGCGCCUCUCUCUCUCUCUCUCUCUCUCUCUCUCUCUUUCUGGAGGAGUUGCCCUACUUCCAGCCCCCCAUGUUCACGCCCUGCCUGCUGUGCCAGGGAUUUUUGCACCCAGGAUGUCCGCAGGAUGUCUCAAUAGAUGGUGUCUUCUCAAGUCUCGAAAUUUGUCGUAACACUCAGCGCCCUCGCGCUGCCCCCCAGACACCGCAGGGGGGCGCUCGCGUGCCAUUUUUGCACCCGCAGCGCGACAGCGUCGCUCGCAGCCGCCCAGGCUAGGGAUGGAGGGGCUCCCCCGCAUCUGCAGGCCACGAGCCCAGAUCCUGGGGCGGAGCGGCGCUUGCACAAUACGGCAAUCGCUCGCCAUUCGAGACAAUGCAGUGACAAUACGACAAUACAAUGCACAAUACGACGGUCGCUUGUACAAUACGACAAUACAAUGGCGCUGUCGUAGUGAUGCGGGAGGCUUGGCCUGGUGCCGCACCCUCACACCGUGGCCGCCAAGCCAUGCCUCUCCAGCGCAAGUGUUUCAGUUUCGUGUUCGCGUUCGCCGUGCGCCCAAAGCGGCUGCGAUUCGCAACGAUCGAGCAAGUUAGGUAUCACGGCCCCUGGAGUGCGCUUGUACAGUGAUCUGCCAGGUCGCUGGCCUGCAGGAGGAGGACCAGCAGCUGCGCCCCCCCCCCCUGGCGUUUCCGCCGCCGUCGUCGCGGUGCCGCCGCUUCGUCGCCGCC